Molecule: messenger RNA, 1113 nt
Organism: Malassezia japonica
Lineage: Eukaryota; Fungi; Basidiomycota; Malasseziomycetes; Malasseziales; Malasseziaceae
Exons: 2
Coding region: 1-1113 (370 amino acids)
Biological process (GO): transmembrane transport; adenine transport; guanine transport
Cellular component (GO): plasma membrane
Molecular function (GO): purine nucleobase transmembrane transporter activity
Source: RefSeq, a predicted model, not a curated record
AUGUGGGUAGGCAUCUUCCUUGGUGGCGUCCUGAUUACGUUUCUUAUGAUGUACCGCGUCCGUGGUGCAAUGAUCAUUGGCAUUAUUCUUGUCGCUGUCUCGUCCUGGCCGCGCGGUUCUGACGGAGACGAUAACUGGAACUUCUUCAAGCAAGUCGCAACAUGGCACAAUAUCAGCCCUGUGGGCCCACAAAAUAUUAAUUGGACGGGCUAUAAUACUGGAAAGGCAUGGCUUGCUUUGAUCACUUUCUUGUAUAUCGACUUGCUGGACACGACCGGUACGCUGUAUGCGAUGGCUACUCAGGCACGUCUAGUCGACGAGCGGACGGGCGAUUUUGAAGGAAGUGCUACCGCCUACAUGGCCGAUGCCAUUUCUAUUUCGGCUGGAAGUCUUCUUGGAUGUUCGCCGUGCACGGCGUUCAUCGAGAGUGCUUCGGGUAUCGCCGAAGGUGGCCGUACCGGCAUUACUGCGUUGGUCAUUGCGUUCUGGUUCUUCAUGUCGCUUUUCUUUGCACCCAUCUUCUCCUCGCUCCCUCCUUGGGCCACUGGCUCUGUAUUGGUGAUUGUCGGCUCGAUGAUGAUGCACAGCGUAACGGAGAUCAAUUGGGGUUAUCUUGGCGACUCGCUGCCUGCCUUUUUAACCAUUAUCGGUAUCCCGUUCAUGUACAACAUUGCCUAUGGUCUCAUCACGGGCAUCAUUUCUUACGUUAUUUUGAACGUCGGGCCCUGGCUGAUUCUCAAAGCGACGCGGGGGCGAGUCGUUCCUGCGGGAUGGUACACCGACCGCGAACCCUGGGGCGUUGCACCAAGCCGGUUCAUCAUGUCCGAUUUGGAGACCAAAAGCAUGAACGGCUUCCAAAAGUUUGCUGUGAAGAGUAGCAUCUUCCCCCCCUGGCUCAAGAAACUAAUUAUGGGCCGGAAGCAGUUCUGGAAGUUGACCGACGAGGAGGUCGAGGACUACCUCGAGGGCCGGCGCGAGACGGAGCGUCGUAUUGCGCAACGUGAAGCGCGACGCUUUGCGGAUCGCGAAGAGCGCCGCCACGCCCUUCCCCCCUUGGACGAGGAAGUUCCUGCGCUGAUGGAGCACUCCGAGAAGCCCUCCACGCCAUACUAG